AUGGAGGGACCAAACAGCCAAGGCCGCCAGAGUCAAUCAAAUGCAUCCCUAGACUCAGCAACAUCAGUGCGGUCCAAGAAACAGUACAUGGACUCCCUCGUGGCGCCCACGAGCGAGGAGAUGUCGCGCAUAGCACAGGUGCAGCUUACUCGAGAGCAGCAAGAGAAGCGCAAGUCGCGCGAGAAAGAAAAGGAACAGCGCAGGUCCAUGGAGGCGCCACAGGCCAGCCCGAGCUUGGACCUUAAAACCAGGCCCCAUCGCAGUAGUAUCUUCGGCCGCCGCAAGGAGGAUUCUCCAUCUCGCAACACCAGCGUCCUCGCCGCUGCUGUCGCAAGCGCCACGGCCGCGGGAACAGGGCACGACGGCGAUGACAUCUUACGCCAUCGGGCAGCCACGAUGAUACAGCGCACGUACCGGGGAUACAAAACCCGGAGAGAGAUGAGGGGCUUGGGCUUAAACGCUGACACGAGAUGGACUCACGCGAUAAAAGAAUUGCAGUUCAGGACAGUCACUACCCCAAGGGCAAGACAGGACACUGUCACAUCAAUGCCUGAGGAUGCCGAGGCCGAAGGCAGAGAGGAUGGAAACACAGAUGCUGCGAAAAGGUCGAAAUCAGCUCGAUACAACUGGCACAAGAUUGCGACAAUCGCAAGGAGAGCAGGCGGCGACUUGGAAGACGACCACAGUAGCUCGAGCGAUUCGGACUCGGACUCGGAUUCGGGGCCGUCAACCUCAGAGAGAAAGAGGGAGACCCGUCAGAAGAGGGAGGAGGCCAAGGCCAGAAGACGCAAUGAUGCGACGAUGAUGAUGGGGCUCCAGUACUUUCUCGAGAUGGUCGACCUCAAACACCGCUAUGGGUCCAACCUGAGGCAGUACCAUGAAGAAUGGAAAAAGGCAGACACUCAUGAGAACUUCUUCUACUGGCUGGAUCAUGGCGAUGGGCGUCACGUUGAACUAAGCACGUGCCCGCGCGAUAGGCUGGAGAGGGAACAGGUGCGCUAUCUUUCGCAGGAAGAACGCCAGUACUACCUCGUAAAGGUCGACUCAGACGGCCGGCUGUGUUGGGCAAAGAACGGGGCCAGGAUCGAUACCACGGAGGACUGGAGGGAUAGCAUUCAAGGCAUUGUCCCGAUCGACGAUACGGAGACGCCUGCGUUUCAACCGAAAACCACCUACCCAAACCAGCCAAAGCUAUUUCCUAGCGACCCCAGCUCCAGAGCGAGCAGCAUUAGCACCGCUUCUGAAUCCGAGCGCGAGGCUGCCCGCGCUGCAAAAUAUGCAUCGCCGGGCGUGACUGACGCGAAGGGGGUCAAGAAGGUAACACACAUUUCCGCCUCCACGAUCUUCAACACCCUCCUGCGAAAGUCGGUUCGCAAAAACACAUGGAUUUUUGUCGCCGACACGAGCUUCCGAUUGUAUGUGGGCAUCAAGGACAGCGGGGCAUUCCAGCACUCGUCAUUCGUCCAGGGGUCUCGGAUCUCCGCCGCGGGGCUCAUCAAGAUCAAAAAUGGCCGGCUGGCGAGCCUGAGCCCGCUCUCGGGCCAUUACAGGCCACCGGCGUCAAACUUCCGGGCCUUCGUCCGCAACCUUAAGGAUGAAGGUGUGGAUAUGUCACACGUGUCGAUCUCCAAGUCCUACGCUGUCCUAGUCGGGCUCGAGAUGUACGUCAAGACACGGCAAAAGGGCAAGCAGCUCCUGCAGAGGACGGCACACAAGAAGGACAAGGUAAUCCAUCCGGAGGAGGCACAGAAGCGCGAGGAGGAUGCACGCGACAAGUCCCAGAGCGCGGAGACGGAGAGGCGGUUCCUCGAGAAGCAGCAGGAGGACGAGGACAAGCAGCGAGAGGAGAACAGGGCCGCAGCCAAGGUUUUGCAGAAGUUGAAACUCACUCCGACGGCGCCAGAUGGCAAGAAGGGCGAGGCCGGCGAGGAAAGACGGGAGAGGGAGGAAGCGGGAGAAGGCGUCGGUAGCCCUGCGUCGGUGCGUGCAGGGGAGAGCAGGCCGAGUGAUGCGAAAUGA
Diaporthe citri is the source of this 2019-nucleotide messenger RNA. RefSeq lists its product as uncharacterized. Gene Ontology annotation, molecular function: protein binding. The record is from RefSeq and is a predicted model, not a curated record. The transcript has a single exon. Bases 1 to 2019 code for a protein of 672 amino acids. NCBI's taxonomy places the organism in Eukaryota, Fungi, Ascomycota, Sordariomycetes, Diaporthales, Diaporthaceae.